This is a messenger RNA of Egretta garzetta (little egret), 813 nucleotides long. RefSeq names its product chromosome unknown C1orf146 homolog (gene CUNH1orf146). Gene Ontology annotation, biological process: reciprocal meiotic recombination; synaptonemal complex assembly. The record is from RefSeq and is a predicted model, not a curated record. Gene Ontology annotation, cellular component: chromosome. NCBI's taxonomy places the organism in Eukaryota, Metazoa, Chordata, Aves, Pelecaniformes, Ardeidae. The transcript has 5 exons. Bases 79 to 624 code for a protein of 181 amino acids.
UGUCAUCUUUCUUUUUCCAAGCUUUUCAGAAGGUGGCAGCUGAGAUUUCACUACAGAGCCAUUAAACCCUUGAAAAAAAUGACAGAAAGUGGUGGGCAGGAAGAGUCAAGAUGGAUAACAACAGUUAUUAUGAGUACAGCUCUUCAGAAUCAUGAAAUUUCUACGAUUCUCCAGAGGCAACAACACCGAGUUCGAUAUUCAGAAUCGGUGGAAAAUGGAUCCGUGAUUUUUUCUCUUUCUGGAACUUCUUCAAUAGGUGUUGCGUUUAUACUGGCAGACACUCAAGCCUUGCUUAUGGCAGGGGAAGAACAGUUUUUCAGAAGAAUUCAGAAGUUCAUAAACAUUCAUCGGAACAGUUUUUUGGUUUUGUCGGCUGCUCUUCAUGGACCAGAAGAAUGGAAUGUCAUGUUUAGGAUUCAGAGAAGAUUCCUGGGCAGUAAUUUACGUGUAAUACCAGUUCAUAAUACUGCUGAAACUGUGAAGUUAAUGCUAACUAUAGCUAAGGUAACUUCCAAGCCACAAGCAGAUGAUGCUCGUUACCAAAUGGCAGUGACAAAAGCGCAAAUAAUAGAAAACAGUCCAGUUUGGAAGAUGCACCAGGAGUACCAGUUGCACUGUAAUUAAUUUAGUAUUUUGGGGUUUUAUUCAUAAAUAGAGUGGCUACAUUUUAAACAAAAUAUAGCAUGUUCUUAAAAAUAUGGUUACAUUUCAAAAGACUGUAUGUACAACUUGUGCAUUUGGAAUGAAAGUUUAUAUUAAAUAACUAUACAGAGAAAAAUAGCAUACAUUAUACCAAAUGUGCAUUCUAAGAAA